AUGGAACCACCAAUCAAUCCAUCAACAUUAACAGCAGAUGAAGAUGAAAGUAUCUAUGGAGAUGAUAUGAUUGAAGAGAUUGAAGACGAUGAUGAAGAGAUGUUUGAAGACGAUGACGAUGAAGAGUUUGCUAUUGAAGAAGGAUACGUUCCUCAUCCAUAUGGUGUUAAACCACAAGGAAACUAUUAUUUCGAUUCUUUUAAAGAUGAUUUUACAAAUACAAGAUAUAAUGGAUUAGGAUUAUUUAGUGGAUUUGAAGAUCAUAUGAUAUUAGAUUGGAUGGAUUUAUUGACACCAAAAGAAUUGUCUGUGAUGGCACAGGUUAGCAAAGCAUUCUAUCUUUUUGUACAGGAAGAAGAGCAAUGGAAGUUGUUGACUAUUCGUGACUUUGCUAAAACAUUUAAAUAUAGUCAUUCUUGGCAAUACACUUAUAAAUGUGCUGCUACUGCUGGUAAUGUAGAUGGAAAGACAAUUGUCGUGCCAAGUCCACUUAAAGUAGAGUAUUUCUACUCUGACUAUUUAUUCCAUAUUUGGCGUUGUUCAUCGAUUGAUGUAGAGCGUUGGGUUGAAGGAGAAACCAUUGACCGUCGUUCCAAUAUGACUAUCGGCCAAUUUAGACAAGAAUAUCUUAUUCCAAACAAACCGGUGAUUCUUACCGACGCUAUGGACGCUUGGAAGGCAAAGGAAUGGACACGAGAGUCAUUGGCCGAGUUUAGCGGUGACACACCAUUCUAUAUCAACUCGGGUGUGUUUAUGACAAUGAAAGAGUACUUUGCAUACGCUGCACAGACUACUGAAGAGAAUCCAAUGUAUCUAUUCGACCAUUACUAUGGAGAGAAUAGACCAGAGAUGUUGGACAUGUACUCUCAGGAAAAGUACUUUGACGAGGACUUUUUCAAUGUGCUUGGUGAUAAGCGUCCGAGUUAUCGUUGGUUGUUGGCCGGUCCCAAGCGAUCAGGUGCCACCUUUCACAAGGACCCCAAUCACACGAGUGCGUGGAAUGGUGUCAUCACGGGCCGCAAAAAGUGGGUCAUGUAUCCACCCCAUGUCGUGCCACCCGGCGUACACCCCUCUGACGACGGUCUAGAGGUCACCACCCCUCACUCGAUUGUCGAGUGGUUCAUCAACUAUUACGACACUGACGUUAAAAGCGUGUUGAAUCAAGAUAAAAAGGAUCGUCGUCAACAACAACAACAACAACUUCUAAGUAUCAACGGUCCAAACAAAAAGGUUGAAAGAUUAAACAAAAACUCUAAAAAGAAUAGAAUUGGAGGUGGCAGUAAUAGAGUUGGUCCUCAACAAAAAUCAAAACAACAACAACAAACAGAGUCAACGACAACAAUAGAUGGAUCAGAUUAUAAACCAUUAGAGUGUAUAUUAAAUCCAGGUGAAUUAAUAUUUGUACCAUGUGGAUGGUGGCAUUGUGUAUUAAACAUGGAGGAAUCGAUUGCCAUUACACACAACUUUAUCAAUUCAAACAAUAUUCUCAAGGUCAUUGACUUUAUGGCCACUAAAAAGAGCAAGGAUCUUCACAACACAUUUAUUCAAAAGUUUGAAGAUGCUCAUCCUGGCAAAUUACAACAAAUUAAAAAUGAACAAAUAGAAAGAGAAUUGAAAAAGAAAAAGGUUUCAAUUUGGGAUAAAAUUGAUCCAAAUAAUAAUAAUGAUAUUGAAAAGGAAUCAAAAAUUGAAAAUAAUAAUAAUAAUAAUAAUAAUAGUAAUAGUGAUACUACAACUACACCAACACCAAAGAAAACAGGUGGAUUUUCAUUUAAUUUCUCUAUUUCAAGUGAUUAG
Molecule: messenger RNA, 1797 nt
Organism: Cavenderia fasciculata
Lineage: Eukaryota; Evosea; Eumycetozoa; Acytosteliales; Cavenderiaceae
Gene: jcdH
Product: transcription factor jumonji
Exons: 2
Coding region: 1-1797 (598 amino acids)
Cellular component (GO): nucleus
Molecular function (GO): protein binding; cis-regulatory region sequence-specific DNA binding
Source: RefSeq, a predicted model, not a curated record